Messenger RNA from Monopterus albus (swamp eel), 1642 nucleotides. RefSeq names its product CD209 antigen-like. The coding region runs from base 93 to 1025 and encodes 310 amino acids. The record is from RefSeq and is a predicted model, not a curated record. The transcript has 6 exons. NCBI's taxonomy places the organism in Eukaryota, Metazoa, Chordata, Actinopteri, Synbranchiformes, Synbranchidae.
AUUGUAUCUUUAAGAGUCAGCACAAAGCAAUGUCCUGACAGUUGAUCUCCCCCUUACUCAUUCAUUUGACUGAUCUCUGCUAAACAAUCAGAAUGGAGAGGGAACAAGUGUCCAGUUGUAGUUCUGAUGGGGGGUUUAAUAAACUGAUUUGUGAAGAGGAUUUGCAUGACAGCGAUUCUUACCCCCACCCUAAACAAGGCAGCCAACAAGCGUUCAAGCGCAACAUGAUACCUGGGAGACUUUGUAAAGCGGCUGCAGUGAGCCUGGCGGUACUCGCUGCUGUUCUGCUAAUAGUUGAUAUUGGCCUGGGGGUCCACUACAAAAAACUCAUUGAUACCCACCUCACAUUCGAUGAUGUAAACCGUAUGAUCAGUGAAGUGUACCAGCUCCAGGAUACUUACAAGACUGCAGUUGAAACCCUGAACAGUGCCAAGAAGCAGUUGGAUAGUGAGCUGAGUCGUCAGACACCAACCAAGUGGGAACUUGACCACCAAACAAAAAGAACAACUGAAUAUGCUGCACGGAUUGAUCAAAUUACAAAGCAGAUUGCAGAAAUGAAAACCCACUUACCAGUGAUUACUGAUAACUGUAGACACUGUCCACCAGGAUGGAUUUUCAUGCAGUCAGUAUGUUAUUACUUCCCUGACUCAGAAAAUACCAUAGUGAAAAACUGGAAACAAUCCAGAGAGUUUUGCCAGACACAUGGAGGUGAUCUUGCAGUCAUAGACAGCAAAGACAAAGAGAAAUCAAUAGUAAAUUUCUUGAGAAAUAACUCGAACCCACAUUCCAUACAUACCCACUGGAUUGGACUGAGUGAUAAGGAAGAGGAGGGGACUUGGAAAUGGGUGGAUGGAACACAUCUGGUUGAAGCGUACUGGACUGAGGGAGAACCAAGUACUGUCUCCUCCAAUGAAGACUGUGUAGCAGUGUAUCCCAGCAAUAACUUCUUCGAAGCUUGGAUGGAUAAUACAUGCGGAACUACAAAGAAAUGGAUUUGUGAAAGAGCAGCAACUUCUUUGAGCUGAAAUUGAACAGCAUUUGCUGUACUGCAUUAACUGUUUGCUUUAAGAGUUCACUCAUCAUAACAUUUUAUGUAGUGAAUAGCCUUUACCAAAUCAGAGCUGUGAUUAUAUACAUACACAAUGUAUACAUGUGAAUGAUACUAUUAAAAAAUAAUAAGAAAACAUUUAAUAAACUGAUGUACUGCUGCCUGAUGGCUAAGUCUGCAGAGCAAUAAAGAUGAAUUUUAAUGGCCUAUAAAUUAUUUACAGUAUAAACGUAAGGUGGUAUGUUUAACAAGACUUACUGAUUUCUCAGGUUUUAACGAGCCAUAGAAUCUGCAGUUGUGAUGUGUAUGGGUCAGACAAUGCACAUCUCAGAGAUGCCAGGUAAUAAAAGUUCAGAGGUCACCCUUAUUUACAAAGAUGCAUAUGCAGGCAAUAGUUGGAUGGCACAGUGAAAGCCAACAAGCAGGUGAAGGGUGACAACAGGCAGGCAAAAACACUAGGUGAUCAUGUGGGCAGGCAACAGGCAAAGUCCAAAAACUGGAAGGCAGGGAAAAGAGCAGACUGAAGAGAGUGACUCCAGAGGUAUUGAAAUGGCAAGACAAGCAUAGAAUGAUAGCUAUAAAUGAGCUUUGAUG